AUGGCGGAAAAUGAAGAAGGUAAGUGUCUGAUUUACCCAUAAACGUUUCUCUAUACUUUGAGCUCAAUUAUUUGUGCAUUUGUUGUAGCAAUCAAAAGAAAAAGUGACGAGGAAGCUGAGACAACCGAACCUGCACCUAAACGAGUAAGCAUGUCUACUGUCUCGUGUUUCUUGUCAUUUGUUUUCACGGGAACUGGUUCAAAUUUGAGCCCUUGAAAACUUUGCUAAUGUAAUUCAUUUCUUCCUAGGUACGACUGGAAUCGGAGGAUCUUAAGAGCUUGUCCAAGGAGGAAGUAUUAGAAAGGUGAAUGUUUUUUGCGUGACAGCUGAAUUUGCAGCGACUAGAAUCUUGUCAAUAUUUUUCUACUGUCGUUUGAAAAAAGCUUUUAUUUAGUGUUGUUAGAUGCUACAUGACAGUUACCUCCGAUUUAACGAUUUUCCAUGAUCGGAAGUGCACGAGGUUUUCAGGAGUGUAUUUGAAGAGCUGUCAUUCAUUGGGAUUGAUCACUUUAUAUCAACACCUUUGUCAAAUUGCAAAGGAAGCUCGCGUUUUAACGUUGUUGUUGGGUAAAGUCAUUACUUGUUUAAGUAUCAUUAUUUACACAAAGGUGUCUUGUCCAUAGCAGAGCCCCUUAAAGGACAUGCUAACUAAACAAGAAGUUGCUAACAACAGUCUUACCGAAACUACAGAUCAAUAAUGAUGUAACUUUGGUAAAACUCGUAACCAUUUUCAUCCCCUUCCAACUCCUUUCUGGAUUUUGGCUGAGUAGCCCCAGCAACACUGUAGGUUAUUAAAACUUGAACCAUUCAUUUUGUGGUGUCAAAAGUUAACUUUUUAUACCACCACAGAGAGAAUUUCACUCAGGACCCCAUCACCCCCACCCCCUUAGAUUUUCCAUUUUUAAUACUAAGUAAUGCCCUAAACAUUGUGAAGAAUAGAGUUGAAGUUGAUCUUCAAACCUCUCAAGAAUUUUGACAAUUGUGACAACCCCCCCUCCAACCUCUCUUGUAAAGUCCAUUGUCACUGUGAGAAUGGUUGUCAAAGUACAUAAAGAACGAGACCAUUUUGGGUUAAAGCAACGGUUUUCAUCCUCAUGGGUGUAAUAUUGAUGGAAUUAGUGCCAUUUCAGUGUUGAAUGAAACCAUAAACAAGUCAAAUUUUCAAUCACAAUGUUUAGGCAAAACCAAAAGGAGAAUGAAAACUCUACAUGUAGAUUCUGAAAUGGUUUCAUGGUAUACCUCCCUCUUUGUAAAGCGAAACUUUCACUGUUUUUCAUUUGACUGAGGUGAUGCCAUGCAGUGUAANUUUUCAUCCUCAUGGGUGUAAUAUUGAUGGAAUUAGUGCCAUUUCAGUGUUGAAUGAAACCAUAAACAAGUCAAAUUUUCAAUCACAAUGUUUAGGCAAAACCAAAAGGAGAAUGAAAACUCUACAUGUAGAUUCUGAAAUGGUUUCAUGGUAUACCUCCCUCUUUGUAAAGCGAAACUUUCACUGUUUUUCAUUUGACUGAGGUGAUGCCAUGCAGUGUAAUAACAAUAUCUACUGGUACUGAUAAUGAGUAGUAGCGGUCAAAUCUACAAGCACACAAUAAAUUGAGUUGUAGUUGGCCAUGGUCUAGUUCCAUUGAAAUAUAUCCUAGCAUUUGCCACUGUUGAUCUCAGUGAAUUAUUUUAUUACAAAAAUUGGUCAAAGUAUUUGUUAUUGUACCACAAAGAUUAAAAAACAUGACAAUUAUUUUGACCUUUGAUUUGAUUUGAUUUUUACAAGAAAACUAUGUUUGGUACUUUUUUAACAAAUUAAGUUCAUUUGCACUCUUUUUCCUAAGUACAAUAACGUCAGUGAUAGAAAAUGUACUCACCUUUUUGGUGGCUUCAUCUCAAACAUUCUGCAUUUUGGUAUAGGAUUUAGUAAGAGUUAAAAUUUAACCUGGUGGAAUUGCUCAAAGUGUAGUCAUCCCUUUAUCCUGUCUCCCUACAUGUGCAUAUAAUUAUACAUUCCUAUACACUUAUGUAUAGGAAUGUAUAAUUAUAUGCACAUUGUAACCUUGUUUAUAAGAAUUUAGGUGCAAGAUCAUUUUCAGUUAACUGAGAUAUCUAAGCAACAAUAAAUUUGCCCUGUGAUAAGGGAUUUUAAACAAAGCAUCUGAAAUUGCAGGGCCUUGAUUUAAAUUUACAUGUAUAAGAAAAGCAUAUGUGGUUAAAUAAGGUUCUGUCUUGGUGGCUAAAGUUCUUUCCCUAUAAAGUUGUUCGAAAUACACUAAAAUGCACUUUCCAGUGCUCUGGAGAUAAAAACAUUCCCAGGCUGCAGGAAAGCUAGCCCCAGGACUUCCCUAAUGGAAGGGCACAACCCGCUCUCUCUCUCUCUUACAUAUCCCAUCAAGCAGCUUUGCCUCUGCACCUUUCCAUCUAAACUUUGUAUUAUUCUGCCAUCUUAAAUUUUUUGUCCUUCUACUUUAAAACUAAUUUCUUGGGGAACCCCGUGAAUUGUACAUGUAAAUACCCAUUUAUAUCACUUUUAAGUUGUAUUGUACAUGUAUUUAAAUCCUUACUUUUGUUUAAAGGAUAAAGGAGUUGAAUGAGUACAUUGAUCACCUGGAGAAAAAACAGAAUGGAGAGCAAACGAAUAGUAAGUUGUAGCUUUGAAGCUGCUUACAUGCACAUACACAGACUGUAUGCUUUUAGCUAAAAUAUUCUCACCUUAAUCUUGGCUGCUCUGUCAACAUGUAAUUGGCAACAAAAUUUUUGAGGCAUUGUACUCAAAUAGGGUUACCUCAGAGAACAAAACAAUAAUUUACACCCCUCCCCCCUUCCCUCCAUUUACAGUUCUGCUGGGGUGUUUGUUGUUUUCUGCAAGUAGCUCGAACAGUGGCACAACAGUGCAUGGAGGGGAUGGGGGCGGGAAAGCUUUUUUUUUACCUUUGGAAGGCAGUAAAAUGUCAGAAAGGCCCUUUAAGGCAGUGUCUCAACUAAUAUUGUUGUUGAAUUUGCGGGUACUGAAAUUAAAAAUGACAUGCCAUGGGUCACAUUUGUUACCUGACCUGUCUUGUGUCUCACUUCUAUUCUCACUAGUGCAUUAUGAAAAUAUAAUUUACUAUUACCAUCCACACUUUUUGGAAGAAAUGACUUUAAGGAAUCAUGAAUAUUAGUGUAGUAUCCAAAACUUGGCGUCAUGUAGCUCUACCUUUGUUAGGCUAGUAGAAUUGUUUUGAAUUCUUUAAAUAAAUGAUGUUUUUGUGAGAAAUGAAUGACACACUGUCUUGUUCUGAGUAAUCAAAGUGUUUUGUGACUCACAGAAGAGCUGGUAGGACUCAUGGAGACAGGAGAGAAAUUGAAACAGCAGCAGCAGGAAUCUACAAGACGUGAGAAUGUUUUGGUGAUGAGGCUUGCAACCAAGGAACAGGAAAUGCAAGACUUAUUGGUGAGGAGAACAGAAAACAAGUCCUCAUUCUUAAUAAACUGCACAGCCAUAACUGCAGUGAUGUGCUUUACUGAUCAAUACAAUGAACAGAGACACUGCUUGAGCACAAUGCCAUCAAAUGUCUGUCUCAGAUCAAGUGGUGUGCGGGAGGGAAACUAUCGUCUGCAGUGAUAACAGGCAAAAUAUUGAUACCUAGCUACAGUACCAGAGAGCAGUAUAGAACUGUCCUGGAACUUUCGCAGAGACUUAAAUUCUUAUGAUGAUUGGAGCUGAAUUAUUGACUCUUAGAAAAUAGUUGCUCAUUUCAAGGUACAAACAGNGUGAGAAUGUUUUGGUGAUGAGGCUUGCAACCAAGGAACAGGAAAUGCAAGACUUAUUGGUGAGGAGAACAGAAAACAAGUCCUCAUUCUUAAUAAACUGCACAGCCAUAACUGCAGUGAUGUGCUUUACUGAUCAAUACAAUGAACAGAGACACUGCUUGAGCACAAUGCCAUCAAAUGUCUGUCUCAGAUCAAGUGGUGUGCGGGAGGGAAACUAUCGUCUGCAGUGAUAACAGGCAAAAUAUUGAUACCUAGCUACAGUACCAGAGAGCAGUAUAGAACUGUCCUGGAACUUUCGCAGAGACUUAAAUUCUUAUGAUGAUUGGAGCUGAAUUAUUGACUCUUAGAAAAUAGUUGCUCAUUUCAAGGUACAAACAGCACUUAGCUACAGUGUGAUACACUUUACAUGUUGCUGAUUUGUGUGUUUGAGGGAGGCUUGCUGGUAUAUGUAACUAUUCCUUUUCUCCGUUUUUAUGGUUAUUGUGGUUGAUAGCUUGUGCCAAAAAUGGAAUGUAAGUUCUGGUUAAGUCCAUCUUUGAAACAGUGCCAAAAUCCUUUUUCUGGGUCCUCACGUUUGUACCAGGAUUUGAGUAUGCGCCAUUAUUGGCUUGUUAAAAAAACCAUGGUCAAUUUGCCAGUCAGUUUGAAGGGGAAUUUGAAAUGUAUUUCUGGUAAUUUGUUGAGUCCGUUGGGGCCCAGAACAAAGAUUUUGGUGCUGCUUCCCAGGUGCUACUAUCCAAGGUUAGAUUAUAGUACGUUUGCAGUACAGGCUACAUGUAGGUAUCUGAGAGCAAGUGCAGUAAGGAAAACCCUCCUUUAUGUAUGGCUACCCCUUUUAUACAACCACCAUGUCCUUGUGGUAGCAGCCCAAUUGUUUUUUCCUAAAAAAUCAGCCUUUUUUUAUCUGAAACAUGCAAAACCUGAAAACUUGACAACAUUAGUUCAGGUUGUGGUAUUUACAGUACAGUGUACAUGUAUUAUCAUGGCCUGGUCAUAAAAGGGGGUUUUCACUGCACAUUUAAUUAAUUGUCAGAUGUUAAGAAAAUAUACAUAUAUAUUGUCGUCUCCCAUUUCAACCUUGGAUGCAUGUAUAUUUGUGGUCACUGGUGGAAAGUUUUGGUAGAUGUAUGUAGAUGCAGCUUUCCUGUAAAGUUUGAAGGCUUUGGAGUAGAGGGGAGAAGUUGUCAUGUCUGUUACCAUGGUAGCAAAAUGUCUGGAUCUUAACAAACUAUGGUCCUGCAAGUUAGUCUGGCAGAAAAAAAAAUGAAAAAAUUGAGGUGUAUGACUUUCCUGUGCAUGAUUGCACUCAGGAGCAAAACAGUAGCCCAUACUUCACUUCCACUGUUUGACAAUGCAAAUGGCUGUUGCUGUGAAGAAAGGUUGUUGAGAUCCAGAAAUUUUGCUACCAUGGUAACAUGAGCUCACACUCUCCUCUCUUAUUAAGGCUGUACUCUAAGAAAAAUUGAAGGGAGCCCAGUGCAUCCACCGCACCCAGCAUGAUACGUGUGGUCUUUUGGGUCAUUUUCGGAAGUCUUCGAUUCUGCAGUGUAGUGCAGUGCUCCCAAGCAGGAAUUUAUUGUUUUGUUUGAACAGAAAUAAAGAAUUUUGUUGUGUUCUCUAUAAUACUAUACAUUUGACAUCAAAAUGUGCAUGUCACGGCUUUGUUACAUGAUCAAAAUUGUUAUAGUCGAUAAAAAUCAUUGGCAAUAAAUCACUUGUUACUGGAAAUCAAUCAAAGUCAAAACUGAGGAUUGUGACUAUCAAUUUUCCUUGAUUGCUAUCAGUUUCAAUCAAUGGUUGUGGUUUUCAAGAUUUAUGUUAAUUGACACUCCAUCUGUACAUCCCUUCCCUUACAUGUAUUUCUACUAUUCAGUUGCUGCCUUUUCACUAUGGUUAGCUGAAAUUGAUGCCUGAACAAUUUUUUCUGUUGAACGUAAAUCUCCAAAAAAUGUAGGUACUGUUUCUUCUGAAAAAUGCAGUUUACUUUAUGGGACUCACUAAAACUUGAUUCUUGACUGUGUAAGUUCUCUAAAUUAUUGUAGCAUUUGCAGAUUGUUUCAAUCAGCCCCCUCUUCAGCCCUUCUGUUUAAUUCCCAUGUUCACAGACCAUGCUAUUUUAUAUUCCUCUUCUCCGAUUGUGACUCAUAACCUCAGAAAUUGUUAUGUUUUGCAUACCGAUUGAAACUGAUAAAAAUCUGUAGAAAAUCGAUAGACUGAGAAGAAGAAAAGGUACACUGCUGCAAUUACAGUUGGGAAAAACUUUGCUUCUCAAAGGAAUUUCUAUAUUAAUUUUGCCUCCCAACAAGGCUUAGAGUUUCUUCAACUUUUAACAAGGCUUUGAGUUUCGUUUCUGGUGCAAUCCAAAGUCCUUACACAGCUUACUUUGGGAUGUAUUAUUUCCGAAAAUGACCCAAAUGUGGCUUAGUAAUCAAGCUAAAAGGCUUUAAUUUUUUCAUUGUCGCUCGCUCUCUCUAAAGGGGUCAUGUCACGAAUAUUUUGCUGUUUUACAAUGUAGGUCAAUUCUGUGCUUAAGUCAUAACUUAUUGCUUUUACUCAUACACAAAAUGCUCCUGUAAUGUUAAGAAGAAAAUAUCAAACAAGUUUACCAGCAAGCACUAACUACAAGAACUUUGUGGUGAUUUUUGCUUCAAUUGAUGUCCAUCUUUCCAUUCUUAGCAGCAGACGACAGGAAACAGUUUCAGUGCCUAGUGUCUUCAAUAACAAAACUGGACCAUUAUUUUUAAAUUCAAUUGAUGUGAAGAAUUUUUUAGCUUUGAAAAAGAUAGCAAAAACCGUGACAUAACCACUUUAAACAGGUGAACCGUUAUUUAUCAGAGUCAAACGUGUCUGUCUUUUGUUUGUCAACAUCGCUCAAGUUCUUUUAAGUUAAGGCUGCAUAGAGCGUGCUGUCUACCAACAGGAAGGCAACAAGGCCAACAUUUUGUUCUUUAUUGUCGACAGACCCAAAUUCAUGAUUUGAAACAAGCUCAAAACCCGUCUUCAAUACAACUACGGUCAACAUUGCUGGAUCCAGCGGUGAAUUUGUUAUUUCAACGAAUGAAAACAGACUUGGACUCUGAAAAGGAGAAACUGGAACAAGCUCAGAAUGACCUCAGUGCUUGGAAGUUUACACCCGACAGGUGA
Molecule: messenger RNA, 6879 nt
Organism: Porites evermanni
Lineage: Eukaryota; Metazoa; Cnidaria; Anthozoa; Scleractinia; Poritidae
Source: the annotation of a GenBank genome assembly